GCAUCUUAAUUUCCCGGUGGUUGGAUUUCUUGCGACGCCUGGCGGCGGAUAGAAGUAACAACAUGUUGGUGCAGCAGCAGCAGCAGCGGUCUCUUGGUCCUAACCGGAUGUUGAUACUCGCUGAAAGCGGAACGCAGACAGGAACAGCUGAAAAAGAAAAACAAAGCCACGACGACGACAGAAACAAAACACUUGCGCACACAAUAUAGUGUAAAUAUUGAUGACAUUAUCGCGGGACGAACAUUUCAGUGCCAUUGACACCACAUUUUGAAAGAAAAUGGGACGCAUCUUCCUGGAUCAUAUUGGCGGGACGCGCCUCUUCUCUUGCGCCAACUGCGAUACCAUCCUGACGAAUCGGUCCGAACUCAUUUCCACACGCUUCACAGGAGCCACAGGCAGAGCUUUCCUCUUCAAUAAGGUGGUGAACCUCCAGUACAGCGAAGUGCAGGACCGAGUGAUGCUCACCGGCAGGCACAUGGUGCGGGACGUCAGCUGCAAGAACUGCAACAGCAAGCUGGGUUGGAUCUACGAGUUUGCCACCGAGGACAGUCAGCGGUACAAAGAGGGCCGCGUCAUCCUGGAGAGGGCGCUGGUCAGGGAGAGCGAAGGCUUCGAGGAGCACGUCCCCUCGGACAACUCCUGAGCUCUGGACCUGCUCACGCCCUCCCGCUCUGCUCCUUCCUCCUCUCCACGCUGCACAUCACCACCUGCACACUUGUGGGGGUCGGGGCUGGGGGGGGUGUGAGGUUUUGACUUCAGCUUUCCUCUCCUUUCUUGACCUUUGACCUCUGGCGAUUUUUAAAAAGAAAUAAAAAAUAAACCGUGUGCUGGCUAGGCACCCCCCAAAGUAUUCCCAAAGUCCCUCACCGCAGCUGUAACGAGGUCUCCCUUCACUCUCCUGAUCAUUGAGUUUACAUUCAACACACUUUGAUGCUAACUGAGUUCAUGAAGGAAACAUGGACAUGACUGAGCUGUUUCUGUUUAUGGAGUUAAAGUGUUGAAUUCAGAGGGAGCUGAUUCUAUUUGCAAAAUGUUGUAAAAUGAGCCUCUACUUCUAAUUUUUGUGAUAUUUGUGCUCCUGUGUUGUGUGUUGUGUUGUGGGACCAUCACUUCUUCACACUGAAUGCGUUUAAGACACCAACGUGGCUGUUUAUUCUCCAUCGGUUACAUUUUUUUCUUCUUAGCUUCUAGUUUAAUAGAUAUAGUGGUGUUUCGAAAUCUCCGUUCUCAUGCAAGCGAUACAGUGAGGACCGCACAGAAUGAUGUCAUAUUUGAAUAUUCUUUGUGCUCAAUAGUGAUUCAGCUCCUGCUUCGAUAGUGUACAUACGAUUUGAUUGAUGCAACCUACAGGAAGUGACCUCCGCAGCUUCUGCUCUUGAUGUGAAAGUGGUAGUUGUAGUGGUUACCAUGGAUUCUGGGCCUGCCUGUGUGCCGUGUGAAGAGCAAAGUGUCACUGUGACAUCCUUCUUGUUUAGAAGUCCUGGUUUAUAGGAUGAUGAGUGAUGUCUGAAAGUAGCUGUGACUCCAAGCUAAACACAGAAUAUUAAGGUUUGUAAUUUUAAACACGAGCUCUCUGCUGAUGCUGCCUUCAGCAUGACCCAUGACCCACUCUUUAUAUAACCUACAGCUUGGGGCAUAUUUUUGUCAUCAGAUGACUUGUUUUAUAAAAACCAAAACCCAGGUGAGCUUUAAUGGGGUACUUAGCCCUUAUUUUUGGUCUCUGAUUUUAUAAUUAAAUUGUAUGAAAAAAAAUAAAAUAAUAAUUUUAUGACGUGAUGUUAAUGUUAGACUAUUUUGGGGUGCAGUUUGAUAUGGUGCUGGUUAGAAGUUUACACAAUGCUCUUCGUCGUCAUCACGAAUGUCAUAAGUUUGGACAUUUUUAGUCAAUAAAUUUUAACUAUUUGGUGCACAAGUUUGAAAUUAUUGCUGUUCUGAUUUACAAAGGUUCAGAAUUAUACAUUGAGGCUCAGACAUAUACAUACUCUUCAGACACAUCUCCCCCAGUACGAUUUGGUUACAUUUAUUUCGAGAGUUCCAACACAAAGCCAUGUCUUGGAGCCACUGACCUCUCUUCUUGGCAGAAAUAAUAGAGCAAGUUUAAGGUUUUAAAUUCAGAGAGUUGAGGACAACUUGUUUCUCGUUGUCAGAAUCUUGAUAGUGUCCUGCUUUAUCCAUUCCAGGCCGUAUGUGUGUUUGGGGUCUUGUUGGAACAUAAGAUGGAAGAAAAUAGUUUACAAAGACUUUUCACUCUUCUCUUUGUUUACCAAGCAUGGCGACCCCCGACUCUUAAUGUUUCAGUGUCAAAGAACUAGAUCAGAAGUGAAAA
Molecule: messenger RNA, 2326 nt
Organism: Gambusia affinis (western mosquitofish)
Lineage: Eukaryota; Metazoa; Chordata; Actinopteri; Cyprinodontiformes; Poeciliidae
Product: protein yippee-like 5
Exons: 3
Coding region: 278-643 (121 amino acids)
Source: RefSeq, a predicted model, not a curated record